Trachymyrmex septentrionalis is the source of this 1158-nucleotide messenger RNA. RefSeq names its product translin-associated protein X (gene Trax). Bases 138 to 1019 code for a protein of 293 amino acids. The record is from RefSeq and is a predicted model, not a curated record. Gene Ontology annotation, cellular component: nucleus; cytoplasm. Gene Ontology annotation, molecular function: RNA endonuclease activity; sequence-specific DNA binding; RNA binding. The transcript has 2 exons. NCBI's taxonomy places the organism in Eukaryota, Metazoa, Arthropoda, Insecta, Hymenoptera, Formicidae.
AGCAUUGAGCUUAAUGUCUGCCAUAGCGUCGAUAGCGUCACGUCACAUCAAAACAGUCCGCGAGCUUAUCCACACGUCCUGUAUAUUAUCGAGAACGAACUCAGAUUAAUCAAAGAAGAUUAUUAAGAGGAAUCGUAAUGUCGCAAGGAAGAGGUAGGAGAAAUCGCAAGCAUCAUGAUAAAGAGAAAAUAAUCAAUCUUGGUGACAAAGGCAGAGAGGUGAUGGAGGACAUAAAUGAGAACAGUCAAGUAAUACAACAGUUCCAUGAGUAUGCGGCUGAACUAGAUGCCAAGCAUGAUCGUUAUGAAAGAAUCUUCAAGAUCAAUCGGGAUGUAGGCAUCGAGAGUAAAAGAAUCAUCUUUCUGUUACACACUAUCGAUAAGGAGAGUAAACGAAAUGCUGUGCUGGACACAGCUAAAACAAGAUUAGAUAAUGUAGUACAGAAGUUAUUUCGAAAUAUCGCAACCGAGUUGGACGGACAGGACGCUUACCAGUUCCACAGAGCUUAUCGCGCCGGCAUAGAAGAAUACAUAGAGGCGCUGACAUUCCAUGAAUAUCUGCAGAAUGGUGAUAUGCAAGAUUGGUCAGCUUUGGAAAAAGCACUGACGUAUCACACAACUUCAUCUCCAACCGAUUCGUCGGAACAGAGUACUUCCAAGAUGAUGCAGGUCAUGGUCACGCCAACAGACUAUAUUUUGGGAAUAGCCGAUCUGACCGGAGAGCUGAUGCGAAAGUGUAUCAAUAACUUGGCGAUAGGGGAUGUGAGCAGUUGUUACCAAACGUGUAACUUUGUCAGAAAGAUAUACAUAGCCUUCUUGGGCUACACCAGUGUAGUACAUAACAACGAAGUAAAUAAGAAAAUUAUCACGCUCAAGCACAGUUUGACCAAAAUGGAAAAUGCGUGUUAUACUAUCAAAGUACGGGGAUCCGAAAUACCAAAGCACAUGUUAGCGGAUGUGGCCAUUGCAGCAGCUGAGGAAUAUGCCGCUGAUGACGAUGAGGGAUAUCAGGCAUUUUAAUACACGACAGCACAAAUUCCUUUUAACAUAGAUUAUUUAAUUAUUUUUUAAUUAUUUGGAUUUAUCAAUCUGAUGCGAGAUAAAAGUAAUCGAUAGUAUUUUAUACAGCUAACAGUAUUGAAUCGAAAAUUAAUUAGUA